This is a messenger RNA of Clarias gariepinus (North African catfish), 1282 nucleotides long. RefSeq names its product rhodopsin, like (gene rhol). Lineage: Eukaryota; Metazoa; Chordata; Actinopteri; Siluriformes; Clariidae. Gene Ontology annotation, cellular component: photoreceptor outer segment; membrane. Gene Ontology annotation, molecular function: G protein-coupled receptor activity. Gene Ontology annotation, biological process: visual perception; phototransduction; G protein-coupled receptor signaling pathway. The record is from RefSeq and is a predicted model, not a curated record. The transcript has a single exon. Bases 38 to 1066 code for a protein of 342 amino acids.
CAGGACAACACGGGACAACAGUUGCUAAUCGUCAGACAUGAAUGGCACAGAGGGCCCAGAUUUCUACAUCCCAAUGUCCAACGUGACUGGGGUUGUCAGGAGUCCUCACGAGUAUCCUCAGUACUACCUGGCCGAGCCAUGGGUGUUCUCAUUCAUCAGUGUCUACAUGUUCUUCCUUAUCCUUAUCGGUAUUCCCGUCAACUUCUUCACACUCUGCGUCACGGUCAUGCACAAGAACCUGCGCACUCCAAUCUACUACAUCCUGGUAAACAUGGCUGUGGCUGACCUUCUUGUCCUCCUGGUCAGCUUUCCUUUUACGACACAUGCGGCCAUGCAUGGAUACUUUGUCCGCGGACAGGUGGGAUGCAAUUUUGAAGCCUUCUUCGGAGUCCACGGUACCCACAUUUCGUUAUGGUCCUUGGUCGUCCUAGCUGUCGAGAGGUGCAUGGUGUCCUGUCGACCAGGUAUAGACAUUCGCUUCCGCCGGAGGUUUGUGGUUAAGGCUAUUGGCUUCACCUGGCUUAUGGCUUUCAGCUGUUCUUUGCCUCCUCUGUUCGAGUGGUCACGUUACAUCCCUGAGGGUUUGCAGUGCUCAUGCGGUGUUGACUUCUACACCCUGAAGCCUGACCUCUUCAACGAGUCCUUCGUUAACUACAUGUUCACUGUGCACCUUAUCGUUCCGUUAAUGGUCAUCACUGUGUGCUUUUGCAGAUUGCUGUGCAUCGUUAAUAACGAUGCGAUUGAUAAGAAUGAGCGAGAUGCCAACCGCUGGACAGUUGUCAUGACUUUGGGAUUUUUCAUCUUAUGGCUGCCAUACUCUAGCAUCGGCUGGCAGGUCUUCAAAAACCAAGGGAGUGCUUUUAGUCCCUUGGCCUUGACACUGACCUCAUUCCUUGCCAAGGGUUCGGUUCUGUACAGUCCUCUCAUUUGCAUUUGCAUGGACAAGCAGCUCCGUCAGUGCAUGGUCACCACACUGUGCCAAGGAAAGAAUCCUUUCUCAGAUGACGUCGGAGCCUCAAACACCAAGUCCACGUCUGCUUCGUCCAGCUCGGUGGUUCCUGCAUAAGCCUAGUUCUCACAAUCCCUAAGCGUUUCAAGUUUACACAUCUGUGAAUAGAUAUCAGCACAACUCUUUAAAAUCUGAUUUACUGUACCUCACUGAUACAGUUGCCUAAAACUCCACUUGGAGAUCUUUUGGAAACUUUUAUGUUUCUUAAUGUCUGUUAUGCUAGGAUCUCGUAGGAAUAAACAGAAGAAGGAAUAAAUGUUCUUGACUGCGCUU